Messenger RNA from Scomber japonicus (chub mackerel), 2412 nucleotides. RefSeq names its product phosphatidylinositol 4-phosphate 5-kinase type-1 gamma-like. The transcript is spliced from 17 exons. Bases 1 to 2412 code for a protein of 803 amino acids. Gene Ontology annotation, molecular function: phosphatidylinositol kinase activity. Lineage: Eukaryota; Metazoa; Chordata; Actinopteri; Scombriformes; Scombridae. Gene Ontology annotation, biological process: phosphatidylinositol metabolic process. The record is from RefSeq and is a predicted model, not a curated record.
AUGGACGGGAGGACUGCGGAAACCGGGAAUGACGGGAUACCGAGCGAGGAAGCGGCCGGCGGCCUUUAUCUACAGCUUGAAAUGGGGGACACCGAUCCAGCCAAGGGAGGUCAGAUAACAGAGAUGCCGUCCCCAUUUGGAGCGGGCGCAGCUCAUGAGAAGAAGAUUGGCCACAGGAGGGUAGAUGCCUCUGGAGAGACAUCAUACAAGAAGACCGCCUCCUCUGCCUUAAAAGGAGCCAUCCAACUGGGUAUUGGAUAUACUGUUGGCAACCUCAGCUCCAAGCCCGAGAGAGAUGUGCUGAUGCAGGACUUCUAUGUGGUCGAAAGCGUCUUCUUUCCCAAUGAGGGCAGUAACCUCACUCCAGCCCAUCACUUCCCAGACUUCAGGUUUAAAACAUAUGCCCCUGUGGCCUUUCGGUACUUCCGGGAGCUGUUUGGGAUCCGACCAGAUGACUACUUGUAUUCUCUAUGUAACGAGCCGUUGAUUGAGCUGACAAAUCCUGGAGCUAGUGGCUCCAUAUUCUACGUAACCCGAGAUGAUGAGUUCAUCAUUAAAACUGUCAUGCACAAGGAGGCAGACUUUCUGCAGAAACUGCUUCCUGGAUACUAUAUGAACUUGAACCAGAACCCUCGAACUUUGCUGCCAAAGUUCUUUGGCCUCUACUGCGUACAGUGUGGGGGCAAAAACAUCCGAGUUGUUGUGAUGAACAAUAUUUUACCGCGUUCUGUACGCAUGCACCUCAAGUUUGACCUGAAGGGCUCCACUUACAAGAGACGAGCAUCCAAGAAAGAGCGUGAGAAGUCCAAACCCACUUUUAAAGACCUGGACUUUCUGAAUGACGUUCCUGAAGGCCUCACUCUGGACCAGGACACUUAUAGCGCUCUGGUCAAAACACUGCAAAGAGACUGUCUGGUGCUGGAGAGUUUUAAGAUUAUGGAUUACAGUUUGCUGCUUGGAGUCCACAACAAGACACAAGCUGAGAGAGAGCAUCAGUCUCAGGGCACACCUGCAGCCGGGGGGGAUGAAAAGAAGCCUGCAGCUCAGAGGGCAUUGUAUUCCACUGCAAUAGAGUCUAUACAGGGAGGCUCCACAUGUAGGGACACUCUUGACCACGAUGACACUAUGGGUGGUAUUCCAGCUGUGGGUGGUAAAGGAGAGCGCCUCCUGCUGUUCAUUGGAAUCAUUGACAUUCUGCAGUCCUACAGAAUGAUAAAGAAACUGGAGCACUCUUGGAAGUCUCUCAUCCAUGAUGGGGACACAGUGUCAGUUCACAGACCUGGUUUCUAUGCUGAAAGAUUCUACAAAUUCUGUAGCACCACUGUCUUCAGGAAGAGCUGCUCAUUAAGAUCAUCACCAUCUAAGAGGGGACGAGGAGCUCUCGCAGCAUCCAAGCCCAGUGCUGGUGGAACAGGUUCAGCAGGGCAGUGCCCCUCGGUGAGUGACGAGAGGCAGGAAAACCAGGACAACUUAGAGAACCUACGAGGAGCUCACACCUUUGCCAUAUUUGAGGACAAUGGGAGGGAUCCACCCUGCACUCCUCCUUCCUUUGAAGAUGCUACCACAGUGUCUAUCGCUACCACGCUCUCUUCUAACAACUCCCUCCCCACCACCCCCUUUGACACACCAGAGCACCCACGCUACAGGAGACAAAUGCACUCUCCAAUUGUGGCUAGGUCACAAAAAGAGGUAGUUGAGGUUCAUGAGAAAAAGCAGGACACCAUAACAGUGGAGGUGGAACUCAGUAAAAUCCCAAACAGCACGGAGCUCACAGAGAUGACAGAAAAGAGCUCUCCCAGCCACCUGCCCCCUGUCCGUCCACGGCGUGUCAUUCCUUCAUCCUCUCCUCCUUCUAUUAGUCAGUCCUCAGCGCAUUGCUCCUCCACCCUUCCUCCUUCCUUUGUAUCUUCUUCCUCCACAGCUCAGUCAGCUUGCCAGUCAUCCUCCACACUUGCUUCAUCCAUCUGUCCAUCCACCAAACCCCUCACCUCACCCACAGCUGCUCAAACUUCCACUCUCUCUUCUACAAUCUCUCACUCAGCUGCAAAAUCCACACUCUCCAUUUCGCCAACCUCAUCAGCUCGUAACACCAUCACCCUCCCUAGUAAUUCAGCAUUUACUCCCAUCUGCCCCGCGUUCCCUAACUCCUCCACCCAGAGCUCCAUUCACCAGUUCCCCUCGACCCCUCCUUCCUCCCACCCUCCAAGCCCUCAGGUGCCCCAGCAGGCACUACGUACAUCGUGCAAUCAGCUGUCUGUGUCCAGCAGCCAGAACUCGCUGGAUGGAGAGGUGCAGGUUUCCGACAUCUAUUUCGCUCAGGAGGAUCAGAGCUGGGUGCACUCUCCUCUGCACAGUGGCUCAGAGUCCAGAAGGGGCUCAGAUGGGGAGAGUGAGAUGUGGAGGCAGCAGUGA